AUCGCCUUUCAUCUUUUCUUUUCGUCGUUGCUGUUCGGCUUCGAAGCACGCAGGAGGUGUAGAGAUUGCGCGCGUCGCUACUUCGGCUCCUUCGUGGCUGUUCGACUUCGCCCCUUCGACGAUUUUCCAUUCCUGUCGGGUUGGAAGUUAGGAGAUUUUGAUCGGAAGCAACAACGGGAGCUUGCUGGCUGUGAAGGUUCUCCCUUUCGCGCGCUUCUUCGGCGACUGUUGAGCUUCGGCGAUACGGGCGCCGCGGUUCUCCUCAGCCAGACCUACCCCUCGCAAUUCCGCUGCAGCCCUAGCCGCCGUGAUUCGUUUCUGGGGUUUGGAUCCGCAGUAAUUGCGGAAAUGGAGAUGCUUAGUAAAAGAAAACCAGUAGACGAUGAUGAAGAAGGAGAAGAUGGAGUCUACCGAGAACAUAAGAGACAGCGGCUCUCUCCUGUGGGCAACGACUCUCUCCUUUCCCUCGCUCGCUAUAGCGACGACGGUGACGAGGAGGAGCCCGGAAGAGCAAGGGCGAACGGACUUCUACUAGAUGAGAAUGGACGCAGACAUGACAGUGACGGUGGAGAUGAAAUUGGCACUGUUGAUGAUGAAGAGGAGGAAGAGGAUGAAAGCAAAAUCGCUCAAGGUCAAGUUAGAGGGAGGCGGCAGGGUCUGGUGGAGAUCCGGAGGGACUGCCCUUAUCUUGACACUGUUAAUCGCCAGGUCUUGGACUUUGAUUUUGAGAAAUUUUGCUCAGUAUCUCUAUCAAAUUUAAAUGUAUAUGCAUGUUUAGUCUGUGGGAAAUAUUAUCAAGGAAGAGGUCUAAACUCUCAUGCAUACACCCACAGUCUUGAAAAUGGUCACCACGUGUAUAUCAACCUUCAAACAGAAAAAGUUUAUUGCCUUCCUGAUGGUUAUGGAGUGAAUGAUCCAUCAUUGGAUGAUAUCCGACAUGUAUUAAAUCCCAGAUUUACGAGGGAACAAGUUGAACAUCUGGAUGACAAUGGGCAGUGGUCUAGGGCACUUGAUGGAUCGAACUAUCUUCCUGGAAUGGUCGGCCUGAAUAAUAUCAAGGAGACUGAUUUUGUUAAUGUCACAAUCCAGUCCCUAAUGCGAGUUACACCUCUAAGGAAUUUCUUUCUCAUUCCUGAGAAUUAUCUGAACAGCAAGUCUCCUCUUGUUCAUCGUUUUGGUGAAUUGACACGGAAAAUUUGGCAUUCGAGGAACUUCAAAGGACAGGUCAGCCCACAUGAGUUUCUUCAAGCAGUCAUGAAGGCUAGUAAUAAGCGUUUCCAGAUUGGUGUUCAAUCUGAUCCAGUUGAAUUUAUGUCUUGGUUAUUGAAUACAUUGCACGCAAAGCUCAGGCAUCCAAAGAACAAAAACAAAAGCAUUAUCCAUGAUUGUUUUCAGGGAGAGUUGGAGGUUGUGAAAGAGAUCCACAAGAGACUAAUAGAGAUGAAAGAGAAUGGGGAUGGGGAGGGCAAAGAUGGUGCUCCUGAUGGAAAUAAUAUUGCAAGUGAAACAUCACGAGUGCCCUUCUUGAUGCUUGGUCUUGAUUUGCCUCCACCUCCUCUUUUUAAGGAUGCAAUGGAGAAGAAUAUCAUACCACAAGUUCCUCUUUUCAACAUAUUAAAGAAAUUUGAUGGUGAGACUGUUACGGAGGUUGUUCGACCUUGCAUUGCUAGGAUGAGAUACCGAGUUAAGAAACUUCCAAAAUAUGUAAUUCUUCACAUGCGUAGAUUUACCAAAAAUAACUUCUUCGUAGAAAAGAACCCCACUCUAGUGAACUUUCCUGUGAAGAACCUUGAAUUGAAGGAUUACAUCCCUUUGCCCACCCCAAAGGAGAAUGAGAAACUAAAAUCAAAAUAUGAUCUCAUUGCAAACAUAGUUCAUGAUGGGAAGCCAGGUGAAGGUUAUUACAGGGUUUUUGUCCAAUGCAAAUCAGAAGAAUUAUGGUAUGAAAUGCAGGACCUUCAUGUAACAGAAACUCUUCCUCAAAUGGUUGCUCUCUCAGAGGCCUACAUGCAGAUUUACGAACAGCAUGAAUGAGCAAAUGAUGCGCAGCUUUGGAAAUCCAUUUUUGUUACUUCACAAUCUUUGAGGGCCUUUCAAUGGAUGAAAAGGUUGGUGCUCUCCAGAUGUGCCUUUUACUGAACAUGUAAGUAUUAAUGAAUUGCAUGGAUCUUGCUGUGCUACUGUUAUUUAUAGCUAAACUGAUUAAUCCUAUAAUCUUCUGCUCAGAUGGCGAAAAUGUUAUGAAAAAUAUUAGCUCAGGUCAUAUUUUAAUCAAGUUGACUCUUUGCUUAGUUUGAAA
This is a messenger RNA of Dendrobium catenatum, 2299 nucleotides long. RefSeq names its product U4/U6.U5 tri-snRNP-associated protein 2. NCBI's taxonomy places the organism in Eukaryota, Viridiplantae, Streptophyta, Magnoliopsida, Asparagales, Orchidaceae. Gene Ontology annotation, biological process: protein deubiquitination; mRNA processing; spliceosomal complex assembly. The transcript is spliced from 10 exons. Gene Ontology annotation, molecular function: cysteine-type deubiquitinase activity; zinc ion binding. Bases 349 to 2034 code for a protein of 561 amino acids. The record is from RefSeq and is a predicted model, not a curated record.